Messenger RNA from Emiliania huxleyi CCMP1516, 1215 nucleotides. RefSeq lists its product as hypothetical. Lineage: Eukaryota; Haptophyta; Isochrysidales; Noelaerhabdaceae. The record is from RefSeq and is a predicted model, not a curated record. The transcript is spliced from 2 exons. The coding region runs from base 1 to 1215 and encodes 404 amino acids.
AUGGAGCAUGUCGCGGAGGUCAAGCCCUGCAUCGACCCGCCUAGCAGUGUGAGCCAGUCUGACAGUGAGGAGAAGACGGAGGCGGAGGUGGUGGCGGAGGAGGAGACGGAGACAGAGACGGAGUCAGAGGCGGAGGCGGAGGCGGAAAAGGCGGCUGCGGGGAAGGCGACCGCCGAGGUGGCAGAGCAGGCGGCGGCCUCGGAGAAGGCCCGCCUCGAGGAGGCGGCACGUGUCAAGGCGGACAGACUACGCCUAGAGGAGGCCGCCCGAGCCAAGACCGAAAAGGCGGCGCAGGAAGAGGCUGCAAGGGUGGCGGCCGAGGAGGCGGCUAAGGAGGCGGAGAGGGCGGCAGCGGAGAAGGCGGCUGCGGAGAAUGCGGCUGCGGAGGCUGUUGCAGCGGCGGAGGCUCAGGCUGCUGAGGCGGCAGCUGCUGCGGAGCGUCUACGCCUAGAAGACGCAGCGCGCAAGCAAGCACAAGUCGGGGCGCAACAGCAGCAACAGCAGCAGCAGCAGCAGCAGCCCGUUGUAACAAAGGCGCAGGGCUUCGAUCUGCACCUCUCCGAUCGGAGCAACAGUGGCUAUAAGCACGUGUACGCUGGCAAGCCUAGCCGCAAGGGUCGCCGCUUUGAGGCGAAGGUGCGCCGCAGCGGCGGCGGCGUGGAGCACCUGGGAUACUUUGCCACGGCGGUGGAGGCGGCGGUGGCCUACGCCAAAGCGGUCGCGCCUGCAACAACACCUCCGACACUCCCAGAUCGCUCGCCAUCUCUCGGGCGCAAGAAGCAGCAACAGCAGCAGCAGCCAGUUGUAACAAAGGCGCAGGGCUUCGAUCUGCACCUCUCCGAUCGGAGCAACAGUGGCUAUAAGCACGUGUACGCUGGCAAGCCCAGCCGCAAGGGUCGCCGCUUUGAGGCGAAGGUGCGCCGCAGCGGCGGCGGCGUGGAGCACCUGGGAUACUUUGCCACGGCGGUGGAGGCGGCGGUGGCCUACGCCAAAGCGGUCGCGCCUGCAACAACACCUCCGACACUCCCAGACCGCUCGCCAUCUCUCGGGCGCAAGAGGUUCCGGCCGGACGCACGCACGUACGAGGAGGGAGAGUCGGAGGCGAAGGAGCCAGCGGCGGCGGCGGCGAAAGGGCCGACCGCUGCUCUGGCGGCGGCGCGGGAGAAGAAGAGCGGGGCAGCGCCGAUGCCACCGCUGCCGCGGGGGAGGCUCUAG